Molecule: messenger RNA, 1089 nt
Organism: Alternaria conjuncta
Lineage: Eukaryota; Fungi; Ascomycota; Dothideomycetes; Pleosporales; Pleosporaceae
Exons: 3
Coding region: 1-1089 (362 amino acids)
Biological process (GO): tetrahydrofolylpolyglutamate biosynthetic process
Cellular component (GO): cytoplasm; mitochondrion; cytosol
Molecular function (GO): tetrahydrofolylpolyglutamate synthase activity; ATP binding
Source: RefSeq, a predicted model, not a curated record
AUGCCAAACAGUCGCUUCAAGGGAGGAAAUCAGAGGGCGAACGUGGGGCAACUCGCUCACCGUUGCGAACACGACACUAUAAAGCCUAUCACGAUCAUCCUCAUCACAAAGGGGAAAUCUGAACUGAAGGGUACACCGAGUAUAGUCGGAAUGAAACAAUGGCUACAGCAGAUCGGUCACUCGACUGCCGAAAUUGACGACCUCAACAUCAUUCACGUCACCGGCACCAAGGGCAAAGGCAGCACCUGCGCAUUCAUCGAAUCUUUUCUCCGGGCUUACGGAGAAAGAACCGGAUGGCCAGCCAAGACAGGUCUAUACACUUCACCACAUCUCAUCUACCCUGAGGAGAGGAUUCGUAUCAACUUCAAACCCAUCAAGAGAGACCUCUUCGCAAUGUACUUCUUUGAAGUGUGGGGUAUCCUGUCUCAAGAGCCUGGAAGGUUACCUCGCUAUCUCCAGCUCCUCGCCUUAGUAUCGUUCCACGCGUUCAUCAAAGAAGGCGUAGAGGCAGCAGUAUUCGAGACUCACCACGGAGGCGAAUAUGAUGCUACGAACGUGAUAGAACAUCCUGUCGCAACCGUGAUAACCGCCCUUGGCAUGGACCACGUCCAGCAGUUAGGACCCACUAUCGAAGACAUCGCCUGGCAUAAAUCAGGAAUCUUCAAGCGCGGGGCCUAUGCUUUCUCGUCCCCCCAGGAACCCUCCGCUGCUGAUAUUCUCCGGAAUCGCGCAUCGGAGAAAGGCAUCAACAUCCACUCUAUCGGAAACGAUCCGGACCUUCCAAUAGACAUGCCGCAGUUGAAGCCAGAUGUUCAGCGUACGAAUUGUUCGGUUGCGCUUGCUGCUGUACGCUGUUUUCUCGGAUAUAGAGCUCCCAAAGACCUUCCGUUAUUAUCAGAUGUGGAUGUUUCGCAGGCUAUAAGCCAAUUCUCAUGGCCUGGGCGCUUUCAAAUCAUUGUCGAUGGGGUAUUAAGCUGGUUUCUGGACGGUGCGCACAACGAGAUGAGCGUUAGCAAAGCAGCGGAAUGGUUCAUCGAGAACUCCCAGGGAGAGAAGUGCGUGACCAGCCGGGCCACAUAUCCCCGCUAA